AUGUGGCUCAUCAACACGACAACCCACGAACUGCGCAUGUUCGCCGGCGCCGGCCCCGACGUGCCCCCCUACGCCAUCCUCUCCCACACCUGGGGCUCCGACGAGGUCACCUUCCAGGACAUCCACAACCUCCCCCUGGCAGCCUCCAAGGCCGGCUUCGCCAAGAUCCGGGGAUGCUGCGUCCAGGCCCUGCGGCACGACAUCGCCUGGGCCUGGGUCGACUCCUGCUGCAUCGACAAGACCUCCUCCGCCGAGCUCUCCGAGGCCAUCAACUCCAUGUACUCGUACUACCUCCACGCCCGCGUCUGCUUCGUCUACCUCGACGACGUCCCGCCUCUUAGCCCGGCUUCGGCCAGGUCCUCCCCCAUGGACCAGUUCCCCUCCCUCGCCUCCUCGCGCUGGUUCACCCGCGGCUGGACCCUCCAGGAGCUCAUCGCCCCGCGCCGCUCCAUCUUCUACGCCGCCGACUGGUCCCGUCUCGGCACAAAGGGUAUGCACAGCUCCGAGCGCCCCUUCAUCCGCGCCCUGGCCACCAUCUCCGGCAUCUUCGAGUCCGUCCUCGCCAAGUCCCGUCACCCGCGCGACUACUCCGUCGCCGAGCGCAUGUCCUGGGCCGCCGCCCGCCGCACCACGCGCGACGAGGACCUCGCCUACUGCCUCAUGGGCCUGUUCGGUGUCAGCAUGCCCGUGCUCUACGGCGAGGGCCUUGCGAGCGCCUUCAAGCGGCUGCAGCACCACAUCAUCCGCACCUCGCCCGACGAGUCCAUCUUCGCAUGGCGCGCCGAUCCGGCCCGCCACGUCGUCGACCCCUAUCCCGGCGACCUGCCCCGUGAUAGCGCCGCCCGUUCUUCGGGUCUACUGGCCGACUCGCCCGCCGCCUUUGCCCGUUCGCACGACGUCCACCAACGCGCCCUGCACUCGGCCUCCCCCUUCCGCCUGUUCAGCAUGACGAACAUGGGUCUUUCCAUCGUCGCGGACCUAGCACCACCGCCACCGCUGCCAACAACAGGCGGCGGUAGUCCCCGCGGGAGCCCCGUCGCCGCCGCCGUCUUCCACACGAGGACGCCGGAGCCGAGGCCGCUGGUCGUCAUGCCCAUCGGUGCGAGCGACCGUCCGACCGACGCCUCUCCGCGCGCCCGCGUCGGGAUAUACCUGGAGCCCGUGCUUCAGACCCCGUCCGUGAUGGGCCACGGUCAGAUGUUCUACCGCCGCGUCCGAUGCGACGAGUUCUGCUUCGCGCCGAGGGGGGAGUUCCCGCGGGGCCAGCAACUAGACAUCUACGUCCUCGAGGACGACCAGUAUGCCGAGAUGCAGUUCGCCGAUCGGCCGAAGUCUCCGGGACCGGGGCCAGAAGCCGGUGGGUCGCCAUCGAUCGAGGCCCGGUUGUUAUCGUUGUCGCCUAGUGCGUCGCCGAGGGCUUCGCCGAGGCUGGACAUGGAUAUGUGA
This is a messenger RNA of Colletotrichum higginsianum IMI 349063, 1446 nucleotides long. RefSeq names its product Heterokaryon incompatibility protein. The record is from RefSeq and is a predicted model, not a curated record. The transcript has a single exon. NCBI's taxonomy places the organism in Eukaryota, Fungi, Ascomycota, Sordariomycetes, Glomerellales, Glomerellaceae. The coding region runs from base 1 to 1446 and encodes 481 amino acids.